Bipolaris sorokiniana ND90Pr is the source of this 891-nucleotide messenger RNA. RefSeq lists its product as uncharacterized. Lineage: Eukaryota; Fungi; Ascomycota; Dothideomycetes; Pleosporales; Pleosporaceae. Bases 115 to 624 code for a protein of 169 amino acids. The transcript is spliced from 2 exons. The record is from RefSeq and is a predicted model, not a curated record.
CGCCCUUCUUCUCACACAUCCACACACACAUUCAUCUCAUCCUUCAACCCCAACAACUACUACACAAAUCAUCUUUUCCUGUAUCUAUCUUCUUAGGUGCCAAAUUCUUACAUCAUGACUGUUGAAAAGGGAAACAAGAUCUUCAUCGCUGAGGGCGAUAUUGCCGCCAAUCCUGCCACUGUAAACUGGCAGCAGAACCUCUCCCAGAAGUCCGACAACUAUUACAUGGCCGUCUUCACGAACAAGGACAAAAGUAUUUAUGGACCACAAAUACCUGAUAGAUCACUUCUAAUUCUUGGUGACACAGACGAUGAGCAGAGCUACAUCUUCAUUCAGCAAGGCAAGCUCGACGCCUUGAAGGCCAAGUCUUCUGGUGAUUCCUUCACAAUCACGGUGGAUGAUUCCUUCCAGUACGGUCAAAAGAACAAGCAGGGAGAAGGACGUUUCCUGGUCUUCCACGACAAGUCUCGCAAUCCGUUCCAGUGGAGGUUUGUGUCAACCUUGUACUCCAAGUUGGGCAAUGGCGCUCUCGCAAUUAUCAGUCUGGCCCCACUCCCUGGGGGUGUUAAGGAUAUCGCCAAGUACUUUUCCGGACUCAUUGGCGAUCCUCUUCACAACUUUUAGAUGCGCUUAAGAGCGAUCAUCCGUACCGGCACUCUUUUAGAUAACGGGGCCUUUUUCUCAUCAACACAUUCGUUUGUCAGUCAGAAAUAGCAACAUCUAAAUCCGUUCCUUCUCUUCAAAUACUCUACCAUGAACGUGACCAUUGCUACUGAAACAUUGGAGUUAAUUGACGGAUAUCUGGUCUUGUGAGUCAACGAGAAUACAUGACCUAAAGGGCAUUGGGUGAUUAUUCUUGCCAUUUGCGCUCGUCUUGAUAUUCUGUUUGAG